AAGUAAAACUGUCCCAUCAUAUAAAUUAACCUGUUUUAAUUAUAUUUAUGACACAGCUUUAAUACAAAUAAUACUAAAAUGAGACAAAUAAAGGAAUUUUGUCAAUUUAGAUUUCUAGGAAUAAAACACCUGCCACAUUAAUAACAUAGAUGGGGUAUAUAAAGGGUGACGGGGGGUUUAAAUUUAUCAUAAAACCAUCACAUUCAAUCAGCAGUCCAACUACGAAGUUGGUCACUUUUCACAGUUUUACUUUUACGUUUCUUAAAUCCCACCCCCAUGAAGUCCUUUCUCAUCCUGGCUGCUACCAUUGCAGUCGCCAUGUCCGGAACAGUCGACCCCUCCCUUUAUUUUGAAAUUCGGACAGGCUCGACUUUCUCAGCAAUUCUCGAACUUCCCCAGGUCAUGGAGCAAAUUGAAGCUAAUCCAUCGCUUUCCUCUCUCUCUGGGGACGCUAAAGCUAUUUCCCUUGUCGCCGCGUUGAAAGGUCUCACGUCUGCUACCCAGUCUCCCUUCUUAACCGUCGCGUCAUCACUCGGCUUAGAAACUAGGGCAUUCUGGGGAUCCAACGUCAUCCACGUCAAGGGACUCAACUCCCAAACAUUAGCUGUGUUGGCCGCCAUCCCAGGAGAAUUUACUAUCCGGAAGCCCGCCGUCGUCCAAAUAAUGCCAUCCCUGCACGUCCAUAAAUAUAACAACCUUAACAAAACCGUUCAAUGGGGUGUCGACAAAAUCAGAGCCACUGAAGUGUGGAACCUUACACAAGGAGAGGGCGUUGUUGUUGCUGUCAUCGAUACCGGGGUAAAUGUUGGUCACGUGGCCCUUACCGAGGCAUACGCUGGUGCAUGGAAGGAUCCGUACUACGACACGUUGGAACCAACGGACAUUCACGGACACGGAACACAUUGUACUGGUACCAUCCUCGGACGUGAGAAUGGCGUUGGUGUUGCUCCCGCUGCAAAAUGGAUUGCCUGCCGUGGUCUUAACCACCUUGGAUGGGGAUAUGAAUAUCAGCUUCUCACCUGCGCCGAGUGGGUUCUUACCGCAAACCCAACACCACACAUUGUCUCCAACUCUUGGGGCGGUGGAUCUGGCGAGACUUGGUAUAAUGCUGCCAUCUCUGCUUGGCGGGCGGCCGGAAUUAUCCCAGUUUUCGCGAUUGGAAACAAUGGACCGUUGUGUAACACGGUUAUUUCUCCAGGCGAUCAGCCUAACCUUAUCUCUGUUGGCGCCACGACUGAAACCGACGGCCUGGCCUGGUUUUCUUCUCGAGGACCAAACGCACAGGGGGAGCUGAAACCAGACGUCUCUGCACCAGGGGAAGACAUCCUCUCGUGCGGAACUGGACGUAACGAUUACGUCUACCUUUCUGGAACUUCAAUGGCUUGUGACGUUGUAUAUUUUCUGGGUUGACAAAUUUCUGAAAUUGUGAAUAACAGGCUUGCCCUCACACGGCGGGAGCUAUUGCACUUCUGCUGUCCGCCAACCAAAAGUUGGGGAUUUGACGAGGUUUAUGACGCUCUUACAAGCAACGCUGCCCAGCCCCUGUUGUCCAAUUCUGACAGGGAUUGUGGACUUCCAGGAAAUGGAGAUUUCCCGAAUCAUGGUUUCGGUCACGGACGCAUCGAUGUGGUUGCUGCUCUUGGACUUUAAAUAAGUGCAGUCAUCAAAUCUAUUUAAUUAAACAAAAUUAUGUUCAAAUUAGAUUAAUCCGAUAUGUAAAGAUAAAAAAUGGCACUCGAGUUUGUCUGUCAUUAUUUCGAUAAGCACAAACUAAUGUAUCUAUUUUUGUCUAAUAAAUGAAAGUGAUUCAAAAUUAG
This is a messenger RNA of Folsomia candida, 1817 nucleotides long. Its product is annotated as bacillopeptidase F. Bases 277 to 1410 code for a protein of 377 amino acids. Gene Ontology annotation, biological process: proteolysis. Gene Ontology annotation, molecular function: serine-type endopeptidase activity. The transcript is spliced from 2 exons. NCBI's taxonomy places the organism in Eukaryota, Metazoa, Arthropoda, Collembola, Entomobryomorpha, Isotomidae. The record is from RefSeq and is a predicted model, not a curated record.